Cuscuta epithymum is the source of this 3970-nucleotide messenger RNA. NCBI's taxonomy places the organism in Eukaryota, Viridiplantae, Streptophyta, Magnoliopsida, Solanales, Convolvulaceae. The record is from the annotation of a GenBank genome assembly.
UUUACUACCCAUUCAUUGCUCAUCGACUCAUCGGUGGUGCAGUGGCGGUCUAAAGGCGAAUGUCCCAAUGGGAGUACAUCAGUCCCCAGUUCCUUACUUGACACAAUUUGGUGUUAGUUUUGGCAGACAAUGCGUGCCCGAGAAUUCCGCAAAGAACUAGAGUACAUAUUCCUCUUUCAUCAUCACAGCCCAUAAAGCGAGGCCGCAGACGAGUGACCGGAGACGGAGAGCGCAGCAACAUCAUUAAAGUCUGAAUUUUUACCAUUGUUGUCAAAAAAGAAAACUUUCUCCCUUCACUGAAGCCUUUCGUACUCCAGACCUACCUGGAUCCGAUCUAAACUGCCCCCUCUGAACUUCUCAUUGCUCCGUGUUGAUAACUGUAUACAAUUACGCGCUCUGUUGGUCUCGAUCAUCCUGUCAUCAUCCCAAUCAAGAAAACGUUCAAUCUUUAUGUGAAUUUGAUUUGAACUGGUCAAUUAAAGCCGUGAGUUACUGAAGCUAGGGUUCCUCGGGAGAAGGGUGUCAGAUCUCUAGUUGAGGCUUGUAAAAAUCAGGGCUUUUUGAUCUUUGGCAGUGUCUUUUGGAUACGGGUUGUGUGUGUGUGUGUGUAUGAGGAUUUGGGGUUGCUUGUGUUUCGGUGAAGAAGAAGAAGAGCAUAGGGAAGGAAUAAAGGGUAUGCGAGAGGGAAUCUCUGGGUCUGCAAGUAAGGAUAUGGAGAAUGACGAGUCUCAAAACUUCAGAAUAGGUUUUCAGUUGGACGAACAGCCGGUCGAAGAAGUGGAGUUAUUGUCACGAGCUACUGUGGACAAUGCCUAUCACCAUGAGGGGCUUGGGCAUGAUAUAGCAUUUGGUAGUGAGAGUUUGCAAGCUUAUCAUCAAUUGGGAUCAAGAAGCAGUAGUAGCAGUCAUAAUGCUGUGGGCGUUAAUUUGAAUUUGAGCUUGAGUGAUGAGCCUUCUUCCUCAACAGCAUUAAAGCAAGAUAACUCCGAUUCUCAUAAUAAAAGGCCCAAAGUUCAACCCUUUUCACUUGAUUGGGAUAGUCGUUUUCUAGAAGAGUUUCGUUAUAGUCGUCCCAUACAUGAUGUCAGUGACGAGAAUCCACCAAUGUUCACUGCUGUUGAUGACCAAAUAAAUGAUGACAGUUCAGUAGAGGAUUUAGAAGCUCGGAUGUAUCUUACAGAUGACUUAUUGCACAUGGUUUUCUCAUUUUUGGGCCAAAUUGAUCUUUGUCGAGCUGCAAGGGUUUGCAGGCAAUGGAGGGCAUCCAGCUCUCAUGAAGAUUUUUGGCGUUACCUCAAUUUUGAGAACAGGCUCAUAUCCUCUGAUCAAUUUGAAGAUAUUUGUGAUCGUUAUCCAAAUGCCACUGCUGUUAAUUUUUAUGGUGGAGGCACACAUGCUAUUCACUCACUUGCACUGAAAGCAGUUUAUUCUUUAAGAAACCUUGAGGCUCUUACCUUGAGCAAAGGUCAAUUUGGAGAAACAUUAUUCCAAGCUCUACCUGACUGCCAUGCGUUGAAUACCUUAGUCAUUAGUGAUUCUACUCUUGGAAAUGGUAUUCAGGAAAUACCUAUUUACCAUGAAAGGUUGCGUUGCCUUCAGCUUGUGAAGUGCCGGGUACUUAGAGUUUCUGUCAGGUGUCCUCUUCUUGAAAUUUUGUCCCUAAAACGAAGUACCAUGCCCCAUGCUGCUCUAAACUGCCCGCUUUUACGUGACCUUGAUAUAGCUUCAUGUCACAAGCUCUCAGAUGCUGCUAUUCGUUCAGCAGCAACCUCAUGUUCACUCUUAGAAUCCUUGGAUAUGUCAAACUGUUCAUGUGCUAGUGAUGAAACACUGCGUGAAAUAUCCCUCACCUGCUCGAGUCUUCGUGUUCUUGAUGCCUCAUACUGCCCAAACAUCUCUCUUGAGUCUGUUAGGCUUACAACAUUAGAAGUGCUUAAGCUUCACAGUUGUGAAGGAAUUACUUCAGCUUCGAUGUCUGCUAUAGCUUUCAGCUAUACUUUAGAGGUUCUGGAGCUUGAUAACUGCAACUUGUUAACAACAGUGUCUUUGGAUCUUCCUAUGCUAAAAAGCAUAAGGCUCGUGCAUUGCCGCAAAUUUGCUGAUCUGAACCUACGAAGUGAUAAGCUAUCAUCAAUUACCAUUUCUAAUUGUCCUUUGCUCCAGCGAAUUAGCAUCACUUCAAACUCUCUCAAGAAACUGGUGUUGCAAAAACAAGAAUGCUUAAUCACCUUAGCAUUGCAAUGUCCCAGUUUGCAAGAAGUGGACCUUGCUGAGUGUGAAUGCCUGACAAAUUCUGUCUGUGAAGUUUUCAGAGAAGAUGGUGGCUGCCCUAAUCUGAAAUCCUUGGUUCUUGAUAAUUGUGAGGGCUUGACAUCAAUUGAAUUUUCCUGUACUAAAUUGAACACUCUUUCCCUAGCUGGUUGUCGAGGUUUAACAUCACUUGAACUCAGAUGCCCUUAUCUUCAGCAAGUCUCAUUAGAUGGCUGUGAUCAUCUUGAAAGAGCUUCCUUUUGUCCUGUUGGACUUAGAUCUCUUAACCUUGGUAUAUGUCCCAAACUGAGUUUGCUGCAUAUUGACGCACCACAUAUGACAUCACUUGAAUUGAAGGGCUGUGGUGUACUUUCCGAAGCAUCAAUUAAUUGCCCAGUCCUGACUGCUUUAGAUGCUUCAUUUUGCAGCCAACUUAAGGAUGACUGUUUAUCUGCCACAACAAAUUUGUGUCCUCUCAUUAAGUCAUUGGUAUUAAUGUCAUGCCCAUCAGUCGGCUCUGAUGGACUCUUGUCUUUACGCGGGCUUCCAGAUUUGACUUAUCUUGACCUAUCCUACACCUUCCUGGUCAAUUUGCAGCCUGUUUAUGACUCUUGCUUGCAGUUGAGGGUAUUGAAAUUGCAAGCAUGCAAGUAUCUUAGUGAUACAUCUUUGGAACCUCUUUACAAAGAAAAUGCUCUCCCUGACCUGAUCGAGUUGGACUUGUCGUAUGGGACACUCUGCCAGUCUGCCAUUGAGGAAUUGCUUGCUUUCUGUACACAUUUAACCCACGUUAGCUUGAAUGGGUGCAUAAAUAUGCAUGACUUGGAUUGGGGCGGAAAUGGAAUUUCUCAUACAGCGUCGACAUUUGCAUCAGCUGUAUGUGGCAUCCGCAUCACAAACAAACAGCUAACAAAUCGUUUGCUGCAGAAUCUCAACUGUGUUGGCUGUCCUAACAUCAAGAAGGUGGUAAUUCCCAUGGCACGAUGCUUCCUUUUGUCAUCACUAAAUCUGUCCCUCUCUGCAAAUCUGAAGGAAGUCAAUGUUGCUUGUUCCAACUUGUCUUCUCUCAAUUUAAGCAACUGUUGUGCUCUGGAAAUAUUGAAGCUUGAGUGUCCCAGAUUGAGCAACCUAUUCCUUCAGUCUUGCAACAUUGAUGAGGAAGCUGUUGAAGCUGCUAUAUUCGGGUGUACCAUGCUAGAGACGCUUGAUGUCCGCUUUUGUCCGAAGAUAUGCCCAUUGAGCAUCGGGAAGUUGCGAGUUGCAUGCCCCGGCUUGAAACGCAUCUACAGCAGCCUGGCACCCCCUUGAUGCUCAAAUUGCAACUCCACCACGUCUGGGAUCUCCAAUCCAUGCUUUCAUCAAUUUCCAAUUUUCACUUUUGGUUGUUCAAGAUCGAAGGCGUGUCUUCUUAUUAUUUGUGAUUAUCUAAAAAUAGCACUUCUUUCAUGUGCCUUUAUCAAAUUCCAAUAAUGCUUCAUAUUAUUACUAUUACUCGCAACUCGCAAGUCGCAAUGUUGAUUCUUUAGCGACCAAGGGUUUGUAGUUGAUAGAUGUUAUUCAAUAAGACAUAUAUGGCAAAAUAGAAUGCCAAAGUAACCCGAGGUUGUAUUGUAUAUGCAUAAAAGUAUAAAACUUGUAGUCUGUGAAAAUGUACACUGAAAUAUGCAAAACUUUUGUACUUGUACUCUUGUAGUAUAAACAUUCAAAGUUUUGGCUUUCA